Paramacrobiotus metropolitanus is the source of this 1513-nucleotide messenger RNA. RefSeq lists its product as uncharacterized. The transcript has 3 exons. Lineage: Eukaryota; Metazoa; Tardigrada; Eutardigrada; Parachela; Macrobiotidae. The record is from RefSeq and is a predicted model, not a curated record. Bases 599 to 1168 code for a protein of 189 amino acids.
UGUCAACCACAUGUACACAGUGGAAACCGACUUCCGUCUGCUACACUUGUUUAUGCUAAUCCCCUCCUCAUUUCCCCUUGACCGGCUGCAUCAACAUUCAUAACUCGGAUUACAAUAUACCGCGGUGUGGAAUAGCUCCCUCGUGACCUUUCCCCACUGUACAAACACGAUCGACCAGCGCGCCGGCAAUUGUGCGCACUGUUUGUUCGGCUUUUAUGCGCACUCAUUCUUCGAGUGCUAAUAUUGUUGAUAAGAAGCGCGGGAGAGACGGGGCGGAGUUUAAAUACGCGCUGACGUCACGUUACGCUGGAGUGAAGAUCUUCUGGAUAGAAUAUAUAAGAUUGGUGUCUUGUGCGGUGUUAGCCCGGUUUUCUUUGGAUACACUUUCAAGUUUGAUCGGUUAAUCUGUUUGACUGCCGACUUAAGACACCGCUUUUUUUGGGAGUGUAUGUUGUUCGACGCUGACUUUCUUCGUGCUGACCUGACACUGUCUCGCUUAAUUCGUCGCUUCCUUAGUCCAAAUUGUGAUCGCCAGCGAUAAGCAUAAUCAGAAGCGCGCCGGAAAUUCCCAUCCCACCGGCAGCAGUACCGCGGGAAGAUGGAGUGGAGCACGGGACCAGUGCCGACCAUCGUCGUGUACGGCUUCCUCUUCUGCACGGCCGUUCUGGGACAGAUUAACGAGCCGCUAUCAGCCGACAAACAGAAACCGAUGGAGCUCCUGUCAGCGGAAACCGGUGUGGACAAACGCACCCUCUUCAACAACAUCCCGCUGAACAUCACCUACCGCGCCCAGCGUAACCCCACCGCCCCGGGGGCCCGUCGAAAGUCCGCCGGCGCCAGCGGCGCCGUCUACGGACUGGGUCGCCAGCACGAUGGCCUGCACUACAUCCUGUACGAGAAGCCCUGGUGGAUGACCUCCUACAACUACCCCACCCUUGUGCCGGCCACCGAGCAGCGUCUGGGCCUAGACAAGCGCAACUUCGACAUGCUGGACACCCCGGGCUUUGAGCGCUUCGAGAAGCGCAAUCUGGACAUGAUCGAUUCACCGGGAUUCGGGCAUUUCGUCAAGCGCAGCGUGAAGAAUCCCGGGAAGGGCGGACAGAAACGGAACUUCGACCAGAUCGACUCGCCGACGGGAUUUAUGGAGUAUUUUCAUUUUUAUCCGUAGCGCCGUUAACUGCUAUUAGAUUUAGUGUAGUAUAUUUUAUUUCUGUUUGAUAGACAAACGUUCCAAAGCUUUUAUUCAUGUGCCGCGUAGUAGCUGCUUGCAAUUUUACUCUCCUAGUCAAAUAUCCAGUUUUUAGAGGUUGUAGCUCUGCUGUUUCGUACGCCGUAUCGGUCCGGAAAGGUCAUGCGUUGUAAGCUAAAAAUGCCAAAGGUCACUAAAAUAAUUCCCCGCUGAUAAAAUGCAUUGCCGCGUAAUAAACUGUCAUAAAAGCCAGAAUAUUCUUAGUACUGUGAAUUGCAGCGUCCUUGCUUGCAAAUAAGUGACUCAAUUAUGUUGUCCAAAAAU